Aedes albopictus (Asian tiger mosquito) is the source of this 3241-nucleotide messenger RNA. Its product is annotated as kinesin-related protein 3-like. Lineage: Eukaryota; Metazoa; Arthropoda; Insecta; Diptera; Culicidae. Bases 551 to 3226 code for a protein of 891 amino acids. The transcript is spliced from 2 exons. Gene Ontology annotation, molecular function: molecular adaptor activity. Gene Ontology annotation, biological process: signal transduction. The record is from RefSeq and is a predicted model, not a curated record.
AAAUAAGUAGUCAAUCAUUUCAACCUGUGGAUUUAAAAAUUGGCGCGCCACUUCUGACAAAAUAGUUGCAACAUUCACACAGCACUGCUCCUACCCACAGGUGCUCGCUUCCGAUCGACCAAAAACAAUCUCGGAAAUCGUCACGCAACUUCUAUGUUGGGUUGGCUGUCGUUUUUUUUUUUCGAUGCACAUUCUAUUUCGUUUAGCUUUACACCACCAUCGGAUCGGAACUAAGAUUCAGUGUUUCGGCAAUUUUUGAACAGUGAACAUCGUGCAAUCGCGUGAAAUCCCUAGCGCCACCCGUAGCUGCGUGAGUGGAAUUUGUUUUUUUUUUAGUGUGAGAAGUGCGUUUUAUUAGGUGCCACCAAACCUGCCGCAGCUUUCAAACUCUUCAAACCUUGGCCCCAACAAAUCACCCGCCUCACUCACAGGUCGCUCAGAGCCGUUUGUUCGGUUCAAGUUAGAGGAGGACAUUAUCGGAAGUAGUCUCAGUGUCAGCAGCGCUAGCACCGGCGGUGGCAGCAGCAACAAUGAAGACAGCCUAGAGAUUAUGGAGGAAAUAGAUAUUCCAGACGAUGAAAGCACACAGGAUAAUGACGCCAGCGGUGGUAGCAUUUCCGAAAACCUUGCCCUGAGCGUAGGUCCCGCCGAAAAUGCGCAACAACGGCCAUUGGACAAGGGAAAACCUGCUACCGACAGAAAAAGGCAGUUGUUCGAUAUUGACGAUGAACCACCGCCUGGUGGGUCAUUCGGGAAGACGUUCGACAUCGAUGAGUUGCAACUCUCGGGUGAUGAAAUUGCUCAACAUUUUCAAUCAUUUAGUGAAAGUACUGACCCAAAAGGUGAAGAUAAUAAAGUGAAUCUCGACGAUAAAAAGAAACUGUUGCAACAAAAUCCCGAUGUUGGGUCUAUGGGCGUGUUGUUGGAUGAUGUUGAAUCUACAGAAGAUGUACCAGAAAGUGAUCUAACGAAGGAUGAAUCUCAGUUGAAGCAAAGCUCCGUUCAAAAAGAGUUUGAAUCAAAAAAAGAAUUAUCUCCCCUGAACGAAGAUGUGGUGUUAAUAAAUAAUAGUAAAGUUAGUUUGAAAUCGUUGAAAAAGCUUCAGAAACAACCGAAUGUGCUUGAUAACAGUGGAGAUAACAGUUAUAGUACAACUAAUGAUAUCUCGGAGCUUGCCCGAGAUACGGAGAGCGAUCGUAUAAUGAGUGAUAACAACGAUCACAGUUCUCAAAGUGAUGCUGCUCCUAAACCAUCUGAUAGUGAUAAGGAAGCAUCUCUUCCAAAAGUGUCAUCAAUACAGUUAAGAAGCAAAAGUGUGGAAAUGGAAAAUAGGAGCAAAAAACCUGAAGUUGAGCCUCAAUUUUCCAGUCUUGGAAUAGUGAAAUUAUGUGAAGAAAAAUCAAUAGAUAUGCAUGAUUCAAGUGUUGAAGAAGAUAAUUCUAUUGAAGAAAUGUUGAUGUCAAAUGCUUCAGUUGAUGUAUCAGCAGUUAACGAGUCGGUUAUGUCAGAAGUUCAUCAAUCCAAAAAAGAUUCAACAGAUAGUAAUCAUUCUAGUGAUUUGAGGGAGAAAAUACUUAAUUCAAGUAAAUCCUUUGAAGAAGUAAAAUCGCAGCAUGAAGAAUUAGAUGUGCCCACCGACAAAUUCGAAGGAAACAAACCUGCUGUUGUCAAACAAAUGGAAAAGAUUACUGACGUUAAGGAAGCGUUGGAGGAUAUUUCUGAGGAGUCGGAGCAAACAUUGACUAACUCUAACCAUUCGGAAAACCGUCCAAACACGGAUGACGAACAGUCAAAACCUCUAGCUGUGGUGGAAAAGGGUAAGGAAAUGCGCAAGAUACUCGAAGAGAAAAUUCUAAGAAAUCAACUCAGCAUAGAAAGUACUAUUUAUGAGGAUAACAAAGAAAAUAUUCCUGAUUCAUUAAGUAUAAACAAGAGCACCGAUUUGGACAGUGUUGUGAGCUUGAACAUGUUUCAAGCAAUGAACAACGAGAUAAAGCAGCUUCAGGAAAUUAUUGCUACAAAAGACAUAAUGCUAGAAGCUUAUUCUACAAGAGAUUCUUUAAAGGAAGCUCGUUUAGAAUCUCUAAAAGAUCCACAAAGAUCUAGCGAUUCCAGUAGCCUAACUACCAACUCGACCGAGUACAGACCCCUGAACGAUGAAACAGUAUCCAAAAAAGAACUUCUCCAAAAAGUCGCCGAUCAAAAUCAAUGGAUUGUAACGCUUGCCGAAAAGCUACAAGAAACCAAUCAAGCACGAGAACAAGAACGAUUGGAAAGCAUCAAAUUAGUGGCGGAAGUCAAUCGUCUCACCAAGCAGCUGGCUGAAAAUGCCGAAACAAUCAGACAGAGACCACAUUGGAUGCGAGAUCAGGAAAGUACCGGGCAGAGAAUAUCUGAAAUUUCUAUGGAAUUAGUCAGCGAAACAGACGAUGCCCUGUCAGACUUUCCCGAUAUGUAUGAGGAACGAUCGAACAGAAAUUCGCGGGAACGUCAGUUGGAUUUAAAUUUAGACAUAGAUUAUUCUGAACAAAACCCUCUUCACAUUCCCACCGCAAUCAGCAAGCAGCUGGAGCAGUUCAGAAAAUAUCUGUCACCAGAUGAGUUGAGGCUUUUCAACAUGGUACAAGGGAAAUUUGACGACUACUUGCAGCAAGAAAUGGACAAAACGAAGACAACUUGUGAAGAUGAACUCAAAAUUAUCCAAGAACGGCUCGUCACAGAGAAAAACGAGCAUGAAACAGAAGUGAGCCGACUGAGACAAUUGUUAUCCAACGUGACAAGUGGAUCCGUUGACAUCGAAGACCUCAAAGACCUUAAAAGCGAGUUGGAGGCUCGCCAUACUCAGGAGAUGGACGAUUUGCGGACAUAUUUUGAGGAGAAAGUUGCCGAAUUUGAGAAACAAUACUCGGAAAAAGUUUUCUCGCAACAUAGCAGACAAAUGUCGAAUGACACGGCUUCCGACAUAUCAGAUCAAGAGGAAUUUCCGGAAGAAAACGGUGGCUAUCAUUCCAAGCACACUAGCCCAAAGCGUAAGGCUAAGGAGGAUAUCUACCUUAGCCCAACACAUCGAAAAAUCACUCCAACUACGAUCGACACCACCGAAAGUAGCGCGGAUGAAGUAAUGGAAGUCACCGUGGAGACUGAAAAUGUGAGUAGCACUUUAUUUUUAGCUGAUGAGUUGGCUAAUAUUAAAAAAGUAACUAUGGGAUUUUCCCGUUUCGUAUAAUGCUACUUUAGGGAU